Messenger RNA from Nematostella vectensis (starlet sea anemone), 2741 nucleotides. Its product is annotated as rac GTPase-activating protein 1. Gene Ontology annotation, biological process: signal transduction. The transcript is spliced from 23 exons. The coding region runs from base 129 to 2117 and encodes 662 amino acids. Lineage: Eukaryota; Metazoa; Cnidaria; Anthozoa; Actiniaria; Edwardsiidae. The record is from RefSeq and is a predicted model, not a curated record.
CCUUUGAAAUAUAUGUGGAGGGAAAAAACGAAAACUGAACGACAACAUGGCGGAGCUCUGAGCUUGUAGAUUUCUUUAAACCCUCGAAACCAACGCGAAUUUUGUACGAUAACCAUAGUAUUGCUCAGAUGAGACAUUCCAAUAUGUCUGUAGCGGCGUUGGUCAGUAGUUUUGAUGAUAUUAUCCGCUCAGCUGCGGUUUUAAGCGAGGGAAUCGAAGGAGAAUUUAUUAAGUUUGUUACACAACAAGAAGAAUGCCGUAAGAAGUGGCUAGAAGCUGAUAACAGCACCGCGAAACUCAGACAAGAUAAUGCAAAACUAAAGGCAGAGAAUGAUGCGCUGCAAGUGAAACUGAAACAUGCAAGAAACCAAAUUGAAAUAGAGAUCAAGAGAAGGAUGAAGGCUGAGGCUUCACAAGAUCACUUGGAGAGACAAGUUGCCCUUAUCCGUGAACUCUUGAUGGACAAAGAAACUAUGAGCAGACUGAAUGAGAAUGAGCGCCAGACGUUGAUGCAGUCUAUUCAGAUGAGCCACAUCAUUGCUGAGGACCGAAAUAGUCCAAGGAAACGCCCCUAUGGAAUUGAUGAGUCCUCAGCCUCGAUUCUAUCGCCCUCAGACAUCAGCUACGACACCACUGCAGAUGACCUGGAUGAGCCGUACAAUGCUGGCAGGCCAGUUUAUGGAAAGGCUGAGCCAACUGCACCCUCAGUUGAUGAUCUCCGGCAGGAAGAGGGCACUCCUCCAAAAAAGAUGAAGACUGCAGAACAUCGAAUGGAAAAUGAGGUGGUGGUUGCUGGAACAAAAGUCACAGUCAGCCCCGAUGGUCCCAUCAAAGUGUCUGCUUACAUCAGCCCCUGUAAACAACAGCCUAGUCCUGUAAAACUACUUCCUACCAUCAGGCCCGAAGAUAUAAAUGAUACUGGAUUACCCAAGUCAAACUUGUAUCCAGCACUGCCCAGGACCCCAUCUGUAAGGUCUAAUGUGGAGUAUAUUGGGUCUGCAAACAACCAUAACAAUCAUACUGGUAAACGGAAAAAGUAUGGCCAAGAUAAUGACCAAAUAAUUGUCAAAACUGGUAGGAGGAAAAAGUCACACAUAUUCUGUUCCAAGACGGUUAUUAAGCCAGAAUCAUGCCAGCCGUGUGGAAAGAGAAUCAAGUUUGGAAAACUUGCAUUGAAAUGCAAAGACUGUCGGGCUGUUUGCCACCCUGACUGCAAGGACAAUGUUCCCUUGCCAUGUAUUCCUAGCAACCUCACACCUGGAUCAGGACACAGAAGACAGGAGGAGACACUUGAGUUCUAUACUCCGAACACAAGUCCCAUGGUCCCAGCUAUAGUGGUUCAAUGCAUUUCUGAAAUAGAAAAGCGUGGAUUGAAUGAAGUCGGCCUGUACAGGGUGCCAGGUGCUGAACGAAGUAUCAAAGAACUCAAAGAUAAAUUCCUUCACGGCAAGACCCAGAACCUUCACGAAACUAUUGACAUCCACGUGGUUUGUGGGGUUUUGAAGGAUUUUCUCCGUAAUCUUGCUGAGCCCCUCGUCACAUACCAUCUAUGGGGGGCCUUUGUGAACGCCGCCAACAAAGAUGAUGAUCAGGACAGCUUCAGUGCCAUGUAUCAGGCUGUCAGCGAGCUGCCCCAGGCGAACAGGGAUACGCUAGCAUGUCUGGUCGUGCAUCUACAGAAGGUGUCGCAGUGUACCGACUGCAAAAUGCCCGUGAGCAAUCUAGCCCGAGUCUUCGGCCCUACCCUAGUUGGUCAUUCGUCGCCUAACGUCGAGCCCGUGGACAUGCUGCAACAGACUAAACUACAGCCGCGCGUGGUAGAGAGACUGCUCGCCAUGCCCGUGGACUACUGGAACCAGUUUCUCAAGUCGGACGACAUCCGUUCACCACCCUACAACCCAGCAACACAUAGGACCGACGGUACUCCUCUUACGCCCGAAUGCAGACCAGUGCCGCAAAGCAUGCUGGGCCCUCUUCCAACGCCCGGUCGGACGCAGAGUGUGAAAAAGAAAGGGAGCUUUCUGAGUAGAACACCAAUCACUCCAAGGUUUGGCAGCAAAAGCAAGCAUCCCAACAAGAGACCGACACAUUUCUUCUCGUCGCCCAUGCUCAAGUAGCUCCCUGGCAGUAGGACGAGGGAAACUCCUAAAUUCAAGUUAAUUUUUGCCGAUUAUAUUAGAGAAGCCUCUAACGAACUACACUGUAUUAUACUUUGACUUGAUUUAUAUCGUCAACAAGUUCGCCGUCGAAACAGGCAGACUCAGUUGCUUUUUGGCGAUUUGCACUGAAGCCGACCAAUACUGUGACCCUAGAAUUUAAGUCUAUUUUUAUUUAAUUUAACCAGGCGUUGAUUCCUGUUCAGGGAAAUGUAAACUACAGUGAAACCUGGAUUUUAUGAAAAUCUUAUCGGUCAGAAAGACAGUAUCAUGCAUGAAAUUACCUGUAAACUCUUUAUACAAUAUAUUCCUUUUCUCCCGAGGCAUAUUAUAAAAUCCAGGUUUCGUCGUAUUUGCUUUUCCCUUCUUAGUUCAUUUGUUUUUUAGUGAAUUACCUGGUGAGAUGCCUUAUUUUCACUAUCGCUGUAAACACAUAAGGACAAAUUGAGAGCCUUUAUUGUCUCUACGUAGCUACCAAGUUUCUCUACGAAAGCCAGAGAAACAAUCGUACUUUAAAAACUAAAAGCAUAUAGCAGAAGUGAUUGUAAUAUACCUUUAACUAAAGAGUAAACUGUUGGUAUAGUU